Ceratitis capitata (Mediterranean fruit fly) is the source of this 4112-nucleotide messenger RNA. It is a transcript of the gene Sec31, whose product is annotated as protein transport protein Sec31A. Lineage: Eukaryota; Metazoa; Arthropoda; Insecta; Diptera; Tephritidae. Gene Ontology annotation, molecular function: protein binding; structural molecule activity. The record is from RefSeq and is a predicted model, not a curated record. The coding region runs from base 110 to 4087 and encodes 1325 amino acids. Gene Ontology annotation, cellular component: endoplasmic reticulum exit site; COPII vesicle coat. The transcript has 12 exons. Gene Ontology annotation, biological process: endoplasmic reticulum organization; endoplasmic reticulum to Golgi vesicle-mediated transport; COPII-coated vesicle cargo loading.
AUUAAAUUGUGACAAAGUAACACCGAAACAUAAUAAAAAUUAUUUCGCGUUGGUGUCAGUUUGCUUAUAUAAUUAUUUAAUUUGGCUAACGAAAUAAGCAAGCGACGAAAUGAAAGUAAAAGAACUGCAGAAGACGGUGAAUAUUGCUUGGUCGCCGCUACCACAAAACCCCAUUUACCUGGCAGCCGGUAGCGCCGCACAGCAAAUCGACUCGAAUGUGAAUCCAACAUUGGAAAUAUACUCAACGAAUUUUAUCGACCCAAGUUAUGAUUUGGAAUUGAAAGCGAGUCUACCCAGCCAGUAUAGAUUCCAAAAGGUUAUUUGGAGCCCUACCGGUUACGAUGGUGCACACCCGAAUGGCUUGAUUGUAGGUGGUUGUGAAGGUGGUCAUGUUAUGAUUUACUCCGCUGCUAAAAUGCUCGCAAACGAAGAGGGCCUUAUUGCGCGACAAGAUAAGCACACCGGACCGGUUAGUGGACUGGACGUUAAUCCCUUUCAAACGAAUCUGUUAGCAUCAUGUGCUUCUGAAUCGGAAAUAUUUAUUUGGGAUUUAAAUAACACUACGACACACAUGAAUCCAGGGACUAAAACGCAACCACUAGAAGAUGUACAAAAUGUCGCUUGGAAUCGACAAGUGCAACAUAUAUUGGCGUCAGUGUUUAGCUCACGAUGUGUUAUCUGGGAUUUACGUAAAAGCGAACAAAUCAUUAAACUCUCCGAUACACAAUCGCGUGUACGUUGGCAUGCCAUACAAUGGCAUCCGGAUGUGGCUACACAAGUAUGGCUCGCUUCAGAGGAUGAUCAAGCACCUGUGGUGCAAUUGUGGGACUUACGUUACGCCACUGCGCCAGCCAAAACAAUGCAGAUACAUCAACGUGGUGUGCUCGGCAUGUCAUGGUGUCCACGUGAUGUCGAUUUAAUGGUGUCAUGCGGCAAAGAUAAUCAUAUUUAUUGUUGGAAUCCAAAUACUGACUUGCCAGAGGGGGAAAUACUUUCGGAGGUGGCAGCCACCGCCACUUGGUAUUCAGAUGUGCAAUGGUGUCCACGUAAUCCAGCGCUUGUCGCAAGUGCUAGCCUUGAUGGUAAUGUUUCGAUCUAUUCACUAUUUGGUGGUACACAACAACAGGUGCAAACUUCUAAUAAGAUAGCUGACUCUUUCCCGGGUAUGGAUCAAAUUGCACAGGCACCCAUACCACAACAAUCAACACAGAUAGUAUACCAUGAUUUGAAACGUGCACCAAAAUGGAUUAAAAGGCCUUGUGGCGUGGCAUUUGGCUUUGGUGGCAAAUUAGUGCAUUUCAAUGGUCAAUCGAAGCAAGUACAAGUGUCACAAGUGGUCACCGAACCAGAGUUGGUAGAGCGUGCCAACGCUCUAGAACGUUCCCUCACCGAGGCGAAUUUCGUUGAUUAUUGUCGUGAACGUGCCGAUAAAAUGCCGGAUCAAAAUGGACGUUAUUUAUGGUAUUUCAUAAAAGCAAAUUUCGAAUUAAAUCCAAAAGAGGAAAUGUUGAAUUUACUUGGCUUCAACAAAGAUGACAUAGAUAGUAAAUUUGCAAAAUUUGUAAAAGAAGAUGAGACGCAGCAAAAUGAGGUGGAUCAAGUGACUAAUCGCUUGGCUAAUCUCACGCAUAGCGAUUCAUCGGAAGUUGAGUGUGAUCAAAGUACUGAUGGUAGUACUGACACAUCGCAUCCCGUCGAUAAUAACGCCAUCUUUGACGGUAUUGCCGCCACUCACAAGCAGCAGCAAUUGGAUAGUGAAAAUGCAGCAAAACCAGCAAAACAAUUUGCCAUACCGAAAGGCGAACAUCCGGAUAGUCUCAUCACCGAGGCCAUACUCACUGGUAACCUGGAGGCCGCUGUUGAACUUUGCUUGGACUCUCAACGCCCAUCAGAAGCGUUGAUUAUUGCCUCAACCGCGGGUAUUGAUUUUCUCACCAAAAUUCACAACCGCUACUUGCAACAACAACAAAAUGAGCUAUCUAAUGUUAUAAGCGCAUUGGUGACACGUGACUGGUUGGAUUUCGUCAAUCGUUGCACUGUUGAGUCAUGGAAGGAGGCUUUGGUGGCCGCACUCAAGCAUAGCGAUCGUAAAGUUGUGGAUAUUUGUGAACGCCUAGGUGAUCGCCUACUGGAGGAACGUGCACAAAGCGUCGAUUUCACACGAAAUGCUAUGCUGUGUUACGUGUGCGCGGGCAGUAUUGAUAAAUUGGUAGCUGCAUGGCAUCAAUUGAAGGCGCUAGAGCAUCAAAAUAAUAACUAUAAACCGAAUACCAACGAAUUGCAGGAGUUAGCUGAGAUCGUUAUGUUAAUGAGCAAAUCAUUGGAGCAGCAAGGCAUUGCCUUGGAUUUGAACGGUCGAUUUGCUGAUUUCAUCACACAAUAUGGCGGUCUCUUAGUGGCACAGGGUGCGCUUACAGCUGCAUUGGCGUAUAUUUUUGCUUUGAGCACCGGCAAUAACGAAGAAAAUCUCGAGUUGACGGAAUUGCGUGAACGCAUAUAUAAUACGGUGAAUUAUAGACCACCGGUUGCAGCGGCAGGUGGACGUGGAGCAUAUCAGCAACGGCAGCAACAACAAAACAUUUAUGGUCGACAACAACAGCAACAACAACUGCCUCCACAACAACAACAGCAGGCUGCUGUCGCACGCGGCUCAUUUUCACAUGGCUUGCCACAAACUCAAGGUGUUUACGGUGGCGCUCCAGCAACAAAUCAAUACGGCACUAAUCCACCCAACAACUGGAAUUCAUCAGCUGUAUCAACACCUAGUGGCGUGUCCGCAUUAUCGCAGCCACCAGUGCCACCAACACUAUUUAAUCCACUCGCCGCCGCCGCAGGGUCACAACAGCCAGCCACAUCCGCUGCAGCCAAACCACCACUGCCAGGCGCAGCCAUACCUGGACAUAUUACAAAUGAUGCAUUGCACGCACAGCCACCACGUCCGGCCAGCAAUGCCAGCUCACAGGGUGGUAGUGGUGCUAAUUUACAUUCACGUUCCAAAUACGUGCUAGAUCCAUCUGUGGCUUCCGCCGGUUCCAUGGGUGGUUACGGUGUUGGCGGUGGUUAUCAACCGCAAAUGGCAGCGCCAGCACCUGCAGUUGUGCCCUCAUUCAAUACAAGUCCAUUUAAUGCGCCACUUGUGGCCGCGCCAAGUGUGUUGCAACCCUCACCAGCGCCGUUCAAUGUGGGAGCUGGCGGUUUAUAUGGUCUAAGUGGCAGCAAUAAUUACACUGAUAUCAAUAAUACACAACAGUCGUUGGCGCCAGCACCACCGCCACCAACGCAGAGCUUACAGCGCACACGUACACCGCCACCAGGCUGGAAUGAUCCACCAGCAUUGAAGUCGACGCGUGCGCAGCCUAAAAAGCCGGAACCUGCACCCACAGCUGCACCCAUUACUCAUCCCUUGUUCGGCGUUGAUCCAAAUCAAAAUCAAAAUGGUUUUACAGAUCCCUAUGGUAACGCUCCAUAUCAGAAUUCCGGCAUGCCGCCACCACCACCAACUGCAAAUAAUAGCAACAUGGUGGCGAAUCCCUUACAACCUACCAGUCCCGCUGGUUAUUACAAUUCAACAUUGCCACAAAAUAAUAAUUUACCCACACAACAAUUUCCGCAACAAAUGAAUUUCCAAACUUCAGCCAUACCACAACAACAGCAACAACAAUGGAAUACGCAACCACAAAAUGUGGGUUACACCGAACAGCCGGCGCCAGUGCAACGACAACCGGAAGUGCCAAAAGAGAAGCCGCCACUACCGGAGGAGUACAUAUAUCUGCAAACAGUGUUGGAGGAAUUGAAGAAUCAGUGUUUGGCGGCGUCAGCAGAUCCGCGCAUGAAACGGAAAUUCGUGGACGUAGCCAAGCGCUUGGAGAAUCUUUAUGACUGUUUACGUGAUGGCCGUCUCCAUUCAACCACCAUUACAGCGCUCAAUCAAAUCGUGCAGUACAUACAAGUGGGUGACUACGCUAAUGCAUUGCAGACGCAUACGCAAAUUGCAUUCGGCUCCGAUUUUUCACAGUGUGCUGGCUUUAUGCCGGGUCUAAAAGUUCUCGUACAAUCGGCCGCCGAUUUACAAAUUUAUUUACGUUAAGUUAUGCAAACGGAGAAGAGAAAAA